Messenger RNA from Drosophila ficusphila, 918 nucleotides. RefSeq lists its product as uncharacterized. The record is from RefSeq and is a predicted model, not a curated record. The transcript is spliced from 3 exons. Bases 1 to 918 code for a protein of 305 amino acids. NCBI's taxonomy places the organism in Eukaryota, Metazoa, Arthropoda, Insecta, Diptera, Drosophilidae.
AUGAAUAGCGCAUAUCUUCUGGCAAUCUGUGCCAGCAUUUUGCUGCUCCAACUGGAGGUGGCAGCAACGACAGCCAAAGUGGACGAAGUGGGUUUACGUGAGUUGUGGCGCAGCAGACAGCCGCUGGUUAUCAGGAACCCGAGUCCAACUGGAGUGCUGAUCACGGUGACCUACAAUUUGAGUCCGGAUGGCAUUUCCCUUUCGAGGCGCAAGGUUACGGAAGGUCCUCUUCCUGCCAUACUGGAGGAUAAUAGCCGCGCGAAGCCGCAGGAAGACUGGGAGAUAGAAUAUCGGCCGCGGCUUGUCCCAGGAACUAAAAGUGCCGGUGAGGUGACCAGGUUGGUCUUCGAGAUAACUCCCGAUGGAAAGGAGCUACUGAGGAAAAGGAAAGACGAGGCGAGGUAUCCGAUAGCCAGAGUACCAGAGCGCCACGAUAUUCCACCUGUUACGGAUAACCAACGGCAAACAACGCUUAAAGGGACUGAAGGCUUUUACAACUCAAUCCUCACUUCCGUUAAAUAUAUUAAAAACCUUUGGCGCAACGUUGUAAAACUUUUUACACCAAAUGAAUGCCGCCCCAUGAAUGUUCCCGCAGAAGAGCAACCUAAGCUCGAUGAAGGCGAUCCAGAUAAUGUUCCUGAACAGAAUCUCAUUGGAAACCCAACCCAGCCAGGUGUUCCCCACAAAACGAAACCCAUUUGGUACCCAGAGACGGAUAAACCUUCCCUGCUCAAUUUGGUGCCCAAAGACGACGACAUCGACACUGCCAUCGAUGAGUACUUGGCCGCACAUCGCAUCACUGUAGCUGACAUCGAGGAGGAGGAUGGGGAGCUGGUCAAGACGAUUGUCGAUAAACAGGGUCGAGUCCUGAGUGUCAGUUUCAAACUUGGCAAAGGACGCAACGAUCAGCCGUCUUAG